Messenger RNA from Acaulospora morrowiae, 390 nucleotides. The record is from the annotation of a GenBank genome assembly. Lineage: Eukaryota; Fungi; Glomeromycota; Glomeromycetes; Diversisporales; Acaulosporaceae.
AUGAGCACUCUUCGAGCCAUCAAAACUGACAAAUCCCCUGCCGCAGUAGGCCCAUACUCUCAAGCUAUAGUCGCAAACGGCUUUGUCUUUACAUCAGGUCAACUUCCUAUCAAUCCUGAAACAAAGGAUUUCGUUGGCGCCGAUGUUAAAGAACAAGUGCGUCAAACACUUCUUAAUGUGUCAAAUGUAUUGCAAGCUGCAAAUUCCUCACUUUCACGAGCAGUUAAGAUUAACGUCUAUAUAAAGGAUAUGAAUGAUUUUGCAGCUGUCAAUGAUGCUUAUGCUGAAAUUCUUGGUGACGCCCGACCUGCUCGAGCAUGUAUUGAGGCGGCUAGGUUGCCUAAAGAUUUUAAGGUUGAAAUUGAUGCAAUCGCUAUUGUGAACGAAUGA